Molecule: messenger RNA, 8158 nt
Organism: Toxoplasma gondii ME49
Lineage: Eukaryota; Apicomplexa; Conoidasida; Eucoccidiorida; Sarcocystidae
Exons: 3
Coding region: 243-6380 (2045 amino acids)
Molecular function (GO): protein binding
Source: RefSeq, a predicted model, not a curated record
CUGCUGGACUCGCCGGCGCCUCUCCGGCCUCUCUGGAACGAAGAUGGAGGUGGCGCCCGUUGAGUUUCUUCUCCAGCUUGCUUUCGCGGGAAUGGCCAGCCACGAUCAGUGGUGUGUUCUGAAUUUUCAUUGCUGGGCGCCGGGAAGGCUGAGGACUCCUCCUGGGCAGGAAGAUCUGCGGGAGACGCACACCACACGAUCUCGUCGUCGGAGACAGAGGCCGCGGCCGCGACGGAGGAGCCAUGGCGUCUCGUUCUCGGAUCGAGGCGCUGGAGAGGAAGAGCGAGUCGGCGCGAGCAAGCGCUGCAGGCGGGAUUCCCUCCAGAGUGGAAGAGUCGAGCGAAACGGUCGAGACGUUUUCUUCUCCACCUCGGGAGGACGCGUUCGCGCCUCCCGCGCGCGCCCUCUCGCUUCUGCACCAGUCCCCAGACGGACCCUGCGAAACAAUCGUCUUUCUGCUGGGCUUCUUCCUCCCCGUCGCGGACCUGUGCAGCUGCAGCGCGGUCUGCAAGGCCUGGUGGGCUGUCUGUACACUGCAGCACCAGCAGCUGUGGCGAGAGCGGUGUCUGCGCCGGUUCGGCUUCAAGUACGAAAACUACCUUCUCUACACGCAAGGGUGGGACUGGAAGUUGAUGUACGCGAAGGCGAACAUGUUCGUCAAGACGCUCAGGAACAGUCGUAGCGGAUCUGCACUCGACUCGGCCGCAGAGACGCGGCGCUCGCGUCUGCCUCAGCACCCGACUUUCUUUGCUUCGCAGCGGGAUGCGCAGCAAUUCGCGCCGCGAGGAGACGACACACGGGGUGGCGACGACGAAAGUCGAAGCGCCUCUUCUGCGCCUGUGCUCCGCUGUCCUCACUUGCUCCCCCUCGCGUUCCCCGACUACGAAGGCAGCCUGGCGCUGACGACCGACUCCACGCUGCUGCUCUGGGAGAACGGGGUGUACAUCCAGUGCAUCGACUUGAGUGCAUCUCGCGAAUGCUGGCGCGCGCGCGUCGGCUGCGGGCCGCGAGGUCGAAGCAGCAAACCUGCGUUGGCGGCGUCGCGCACAAAAGUCGUUUACCACGUCAACAAAUGCCUGAAGGGAUUCGACCUGCGGUCUGGUGAAUUUGUCUGUCGUCUGCAAGUCCCCCGCUUCUCGCCAUGUGCGCAGAACACUCCACGCGCUCCCGCGGGGGCGCCGCGCGGAAGCGACGACGAAGACAAAGUGCCAAACGGUGAAGAGGACGCCUUCGAGGGUCUGCGACAAAAGACCAACGCAGACGACUGGGAACCCCACGACUUCAGCCUGGAUGUCAGCAUCCGGAACUGCCAGCUGACCUUCCUCACUUCCCGCGGCCUUUGCGUUUACCAUUCCGAGUCGCUCGAGUGUAUGUACACCAUCACCCACUCGGAGCUGCUCUUCCCCUCCCUCGCGUUCGCCACCGAGGACGUCGACUUUUUGUGGGCGGGGUACCGACCCGCUUCGCCGGAGUUCAUCCGAAGACUUCUGCAGUUCCAGGACGUCCAGCGACAAACCAUUCUUUGUCGCAACCGCGCAUCUGAGAGCGAAGGCGUUGCGCCGAAGAAACCUCCCCAGCGCUCUCGCGGUUUCCAGGGAAGACCCAAAGAGCGCAGCGCUGCUUCCCGUGCCUCUCCUUAUCUCUCGGCUUCUGCUUCCGCGUCGAGCUCCCGGCCAAGUCUUCAGCAUGCGGCAAAACGAAUCUCAUCAGAGAGAAGACCGUACGGAGAGGCGGCAUGUGGGGGACGUCGGAGCGCGACGAUCGUUCCCCCUCUUUCUGCCGUCUUCUCCCCUUCUUCCUCCACUUCGCCGUGCAUGCGUGACGCCUCCGACUAUGCCUCCUGUCGGCUGUCCUCCUCUCCGCCGUCGUUGCCGUCUGUUCUCUCUGAACACGCUCACGAAUGUCUGUCGUUCUCUGUGGCGUCCUCGUCGUCUUACCAUUGGUCUCCCUUUCCUCUCUCACGUCCAGCUUCUGCGGGUCGCGCCGCUUCACUCUCAGCUCUUCACCGUCUCGCACCUUCUCUCCCUGCGUCUCCUCUUUCGUUUUCCUCUCUUCCCUCUUCUUUGUCUUCUUCUCUCGUCUCUUCUUCUCCUCUGCAUUUUCCUUCUUCUGAGGAGCAGUCUGCGUGGACGUCCACGCGAGUGAAGAGACUCGAACCGCUGUCGCCUGGGCCGUCGCCCUCGCACACCUGGGUCGACAGAGAGCGAGAAGUUGAGGAGACUCAAACGGGACUGUGGUCUCCGCUCGGUCACUCGAGAGACGCCUCGCCGCUCUCGACUCUGCCGUCUUUACGCGCGACGUCUUCGACUUCCUCGCAAACAACUGGAACGUUCUUCGAAGGCGACGAAGGACGGAAGCGCAAGACUCGCGCCGCGAAGGAAAAGAGCACAAAGAGCGACCCAAAGAGACAGCGACUUGGUCGCGGGACAUCCGACGACACUGCAGGCACAGACGCCUCUGCAGGCACAGACGCCUGUUUCUUCGAUUCUGCGCUCUCGCCUCUCUGCGUCUUUGCGGGGUCCAAGCGAGGUCGACAAAUCGCGCGUGGACGGAUGCGAGAGAGGGAAGAAGAAAAAACUCCAGCAGCCUGGCCUCCUUCUUCUUCCCCGGCGCCUUUGUCUUCCCCCCCUGGUGCCGAGGCUGCGUCACCCUCCCCUCUGACCUCCUUCGCCCUCCCGCCGCUCUCGACCUUCUUCUCUCUAGGCUUCCCAAAGACACAGGAAGAAGCAGACGAGAAGGAAAAAGUAUCUGAAAAGGGAGGAACUGCGAGUGCAGCCUUUGCGGGAGAGGAGGAAGGAGAGAGGUCACGACGAUGGAGACUCGCGGAGACACACAGGAGCCGGAAGCGCGAAAGCGACGACGGGACCGCUUCAAGUGUAUGGACAACAGCUGAGGGAGGCGACUGCGGGGACGGUGCAGCGGCGCCAGGCCUGUGGUGCGCAGCGAGCGAAGAGAACGUCGCGUUUUUCUCCUCGCGCGAGGAACAUGAGGAUCCAAGACAGCGGCGGGCGAUGCACUGCGUCAAGGAAUCCUCAGAGGAAUUCCGGACGGAACUUGAGGCGCCUGAAGCAACGACGACCGAGAAGACCGCACUCGACUCAAUGGCGAGAGAGAUGGUCGGCGCCGCCGCAGCUGUCCAAGGACCUCUUCACACGAGCAGACAUAUCGUCACAUGGCUGAGGAAGAAGAGCCGCAAAAUCAAAAUUUGGGACAUUCUCGACGGCCGUCUCCUCCACACACUCGACGCUGUUCCGUCUUCCUCUUCUUCUUCGUCAGCGGAGCUUCCGCGUCUUCUGCGCGUUCGCCAGGCUCAGCAGCCAGGCGCGCCGGACGGCUACUUGCUGGCGGCCCUGGACAGUGUAGGCUGGGUGCGGUUUUUCGACUCUCGCGCGGCGUUCGCAUGCGUUGUCUCGGUGGCCUGUGGCGAAGGCUUCGGACUGUACCGCCUGAGCCUCUCCUCCUCGUUUCUCUUGACGAUGCAGCAGAGCCGUCUGCGAGCGCCGCGGCGCCGAGAGGGAGAGGCGCGCGGAGUCCUUUCCUCGCGCCCUGAAAACGCGGAGCUCCGCAGCCGUGAAGUGACAGCAGAGGGAGACGACGCGCGGACAGACAGUGGAGAGGAAGCGACAGAGUUCCCAGAGGGCGGUCUUCUGAAAGUUUGGGCGAUUCGCAUGCCCGCUCUGGCGGAAGCCGAGGAGGAGAACAACAGUCGAGCGGCUUUCGACAUCCCCUCAGACAGUCGCAUCAAGUGCCAUUUCCCCUCUCCCCUCACUGGUCCUUCCUCUUCCUCCUCUUCUUCCUCUUCUUCCUCUUCUUCUCCUUUCUGCCCUUAUGCUUCUUCCUCGUCUUCCUCUUCAGGUAUCACCGGCGCGUCCAGUCCAUGCAGUCAGGCCGCUUUUUCGGCGCGCCACCCCACAGACUCGGCCGGCUCUGAGGUCCUGCGGCGGCCGGAUGAGCAGAGAUGCGGCUUGGAGGAAAUACCUUUGAGCUUAGGUAGCUUAGGUCUUGCGUUUCGUAAGGAGAAACGGGUGCAGUCCGGGGAAACGCGGGAGCGCGAGGGGCUGGCCGUGCAUGCGAGGCAGUGGCCUCCCGCCAGCCUCGGCCAAGGCGAAAGAGAGGCAAUCGAAACAGAGCCGACGGAGAACAGUUCGCCAGACAGCGAGCUGCCAGUGGCCACAACAACUGACGUGAAAGAAAGAGAAGAAGGACGAGAAGAAGGACGAGAAAACGAGGGAGAAGAAAGAGAAGAAAACGGGGGACAGACAAACGAAAGGCGAUCCGAGCAGGGAGAGAAAAAAGAGAGAGGAGGCACAGUACUCAAUCGUCCAGACAUGUCUGUGGACCAGAGAGAGAGUAGAGAAGUACGACGGACGACUGUCGCGCCAAUGAAGAUAGAGAUGGAAAGCAAAGCGCAGAGAAAAGACCGACGUGCUCGCAGUCACCAGUCAGAAAUUUCUAAGACGCAGCGACGCGUCGUGGAAGAACUGAGAACAACAAUCGCCAGUUCCGUCACCUGCUCCUCUCUUCCUUCUUCUCUCGCUUCUUCUUCUUCUCCUUCUUCUGCGUUGCCGCCACCGUCUUCCCUGCGGGUCCCCUGUUCGGGGAGCUCCGCGUCUCCGCGGUCUGCUUCCGUGGCGUCUUUUUCGUGGUUCUCUUUCUUGAGGCUUUUCGAAGACGAGCGCGGGCAGAACCGUUCGCGCUGCCUUCACGCUGGACGCACUGUUGGACAACACCAGGUCUCUGAGGUGGAAGCAGGUCCCCAGUCGAUUGGCUCUUCCUCGAGAGACCGCAUCCGAGGCUGCGCUCGACGGCGGUCUUUCUCUCGAUCUCCUCGCGCCUCCUCUUUCUUCGCGACUUCGUUCUUCGCUGCAGACUCACACCCGCCUCCCUCAACCCUCUCAGCUGUAUGUACACUUCAGCUGUCUGCGCCGUCUGUGCGUGCUGAGACCCGUCCGCGCAUGCAGCGAGGAGACAGCUCAGAGACAGCGAAUUCUCUUCCCCGCUCUCCUUCCUCAUCGUCAUCCAGGUUGUCCUUACCAACGCCUUCUCUCCCACCUUGUUCUCCCUCUUCUUCUCCCUCUUCUUCUUCUCCCUCUUCUUCUUCUCCUUCUUUUUCUUCUCCCUCUUCUUCUUUUUCUUCUUCUUCUUUUUCUUCUUCUUCUUUUUCUUCUUUUUCUUCUUCUGGCUGCACUUCCGUUCGUGGAAGGUCUUCCGCGUCAGCUGCGUCGAGUCCGGCGUCGUGUGGCGGAGAGAGGGGAUUUUCGGUCGAGUUGCUGGCGACUUUUCGGACGCCUUCGACUGCGUAUUUCGCGGACCUUCUGGACAACCAGCUCUUAGGCAUUUGGACUGCAACUGCACAGGACUGUGAGCGCCAGCAACGCACGUCGCUCCUCUCUUUCGCAGCCUCGGCGUUCCCCUUCUUCUCCACUGCAGCCGUCGCCUCGCUCUUCUCUUCUCGCGCAAACAACUCGCUCGCGCGGAGGCCAGACGCCGACGGAGGACCGCUCCAGACCCUCGAGGCAAGAGACGACUCUGGCGGCAGUGCCUUGAACGCCCAACUCCUCUCUGACUGGUCUCUCUUCGACGUACUGCCUCUGGCGCUGGCGUCCAGACAGCAACGCAACCAGGAGUCUCCGCGAAGAGAACGAAAGGAGACGCCCGCGGCUCCGUCCCCCAAAGCGGCUUUCGCCUUUUCCCGUGCACUUGCCUCUUCACCUGUCGCUGCUUCCUCGCUCUCCUCGCUCUCCUCUUUCUUUUCCGCCGCCUCCCUUUCCUCUCUCUCGACGCGGCCAUCCUUAUCUCGCUCCUCGCCUUCUUCCGUCGGUUGCUCUUCUCUCAACUCUUCGCUUUCUGAACAACGGACAUCUCCCGAGAGGAACAAUGUCGUAGACUCUCAACUUCACUCUCCUUCUCUCUCGAGUCUUCCUCGAUCGUCCUCUUUCCAUCCUUCCUCUCUUUCUCCUCGUUCUCCUCUUUCUCCUCUUUCUUCUCUUUCUUCUCGCGGCUCCUCUGCUGGAGAGCCUUUGUGUGCGGGUCCUUCGUCUCCCGCCUUGCAGUCGGAGUCACUCGCUGCGCCGCCAGAUCCGCGCUCAGGUGUACGUCCGCCGCAGGAGCGGACUCGCCUGCAGCAUCGAGGCGCUGCGGACCGCAUGCAGAACUUGCCGGCGCCGUGCAUGCAGUUGCGGCGGAAAGCGGACGCCUGGUCGCUGCUCGACUGGCGCGGCCUGUGCGUGGACGAGAGGGGAGAGUUGGAGAUUCGCACAUUUUGUCCAAUUGCCAGCAUCCGCGAAGAAGACCGCCUGAUGACGCGGCCCUUCUCUGCGCUCGUGAGACAAAGGCGGAGAGAACAGGCCGAGAAGGCCGCGAGCCGCGGAUACACCUGAGCUGCAUGGAUAUUGAGACUCAGGAUGGCACUCAAACUGCAUGCCGUUCGCAACGGUCACAGACCGAGAGAAUGAACAACGGCCCGACCGUCUUGUCAAUUUCUCAAUUUGUGUUUUCUCCCUCCUCGAAUGUUUCUUUACUUCGCUCCUCUAUGUGUGUCUAUCUCUGUCUCACUUUCUCUCGAUUUCUGUGUUUUGUCCCUCCUUUACUUCUCUUUGUAUCUGAAUUCCACUUCUGCCCUUUUCUCUUUCUGUCCUCUCUGUUUCCGUGAAGAGAACUCAUAUAGUGGAAAUGUCUUUAGCGAAGCACUGGACGCUCCGCGCGGGGGAUUGUUUCGAGACGGAAAAGGGACUCUGCACCUCAACAUCCUCUGGGGUGAAUGGGAACUCGUUGCAUGCAUGCGCCGUUUGGCCAACAGAGAGUCCGAGACGAGUCUUUCCGCCUUUCGAGAGACCUCGCUUUCAACAACGCGGCUCGCGUUUCGUGGCGAGAGCUCUCAGACUCGCGAUGUCUUCCUCACGAUUCCAAGCCGUUGCAUGCAUCGCCAGAUCACCUGCAUGCAUGAGCCGACCUCCUGCAUACACGAGAUCGCGACCUUCACAGCUGGGUUGUCGACGCUUCCGAAACUGUAAAUUGUGUUAUUUUUCUGUGGGAAAAAAGCAAGGAGGCUUGUGGGUGUCGCGUUGCCGGACCUUCGGGGCCUUGCGCGAAACGAAGCGGAGAGCGGCAGGUGCCGCCUUGCAUGCGUUUCGUACACGAGCCGAGCCUCGGAGGUUUCGGAGUUGCAGCGGACGCCAUCUGAAGAGCCGACUGGCCUGGCAGGCGCGUUGUGACUCGGCAACUCACGAGGGAAGGCCGCUUCGAGCUCCUCGCGCAUGCAGAGCCGUCGGAACUGGCACCCGUGUGGAUGCCAUCAGCCUUUCACGAAAGUGAGGGUCGCCUCUUCCGCUGUGUUCUCGGCGCGACUCUUUGUGUUUGAUUUGUUGACAUAGUCGCUGUGUAUCAUCUUCCGCCGAGAGCAGCGUACAAGCAGCCUUAUCGCGAACCUGUCGGCAGGGAAAGCCGAGGCCACCGCUGUGACCGCACCCAUGGUCGCUCUCUCUACUUGCCUUUCGAGAGCUUCGCUGUCCCUACACAGCCUCGCGGGGCUUGUCCUCGCUCUCGAGCCUUCGACGCCCACUCUUCCCGUCUAGGCAAUUCUGGACGGAGGCCUGUACAGCUCCUCUUUGCUUGUUCAUGCAGAAGUGAACAACUUGUUUGCCCUCGCGACUUCAGUCUCUGCAUGCGGCGCUUCAGGAAUUCGGGAGUCCCUGCCUGCAGCGUUUUGCGGUUUCUGUGCCACCGGUCUUGAGUCCGUCGUUGGGCGCGGAAGUCCUCGCGCAUGCACAGUCGCGCUGCACUCGUUUCUGCGUGGAGCAAGUUUGCGCGACAGCUAUUUUUCUUCUCUCGCACCAGUCACACACCAAGCCGUCCACCGUUUUAGCUGCUCUCCCGAAAUGCUCUCGGAGACGCCACAGCACUGCGGCUUUGGAGCGCGUCGCUUUGCAUUUUUUCGCUCCACCGAAAUCUCUUUUUUCCAGAUUCAAGUCUGCCUGCUGACCCUCCGCCUGUACAGUGGGCGCGCUUGCAUGCGAUCGGUGCCUCUCCCGAACUGCAAGGUUCCUCCUUCCCCCGUCCAUCUCUCGGAGGACGAAGAAUGAUUUUUGUUCGUCCUUGUCUUGUUGGUUUUCGUCAAGCUUUCCGAACGCGUUGUCAGAAUCUGUUUUGAAAGAUCCGG